Molecule: messenger RNA, 1694 nt
Organism: Mauremys mutica (yellowpond turtle)
Lineage: Eukaryota; Metazoa; Chordata; Testudines; Geoemydidae
Product: C-type lectin domain family 2 member D-like
Exons: 5
Coding region: 166-771 (201 amino acids)
Source: RefSeq, a predicted model, not a curated record
AGCUGCCAGGGGGAGAGCAUCCAGCGCUGGGAUCUCUGCGGUUGAUUGCUGCCUCCAAAUUGGACCCAACUGCAGCUAGAGAGGAACUGGUCAGAGCCCAGCGCUCGCACCCCAGUGUUCAUCUGUCUCAGUGAGAGAGGAGAGGUGACACAAGGCGUGGGUCCCAUGGAUUCGGAGCAGCCGCUUAGUGGAAGAAAAGGUGACCUGCCUCACCUCAAACACAGGACAGCUGUUUGGUGGAAAGUCCUGCUGAUCAUGGGUGUUGUACUCACAACCGUUGUUGUGAUAGUUGUGGUUCCCAUCGUACUUUUGCCUGGGAAAUCUCCACCCGAAUCCAAGCUGCCUCAUGUCUAUACCCCAGCCCAGCUAAAUGCAAAAUGCCCAGCCGCCUGCUGCCCGGAUGGCUGGGUCGGGUUUAGAGGGAAAUGCUAUUAUUUCUCUGAUGCCGAGGGGACCUGGGACUCCAGCCAGAGCCUCUGCUCUUCACUCAAUGCCUCCCUGGCUGAGAUCGACACCCAGAAAGACCUGGACUUCAUUAUGCGAUAUAAAGGCGUCUCUGAGUUCUGGAUUGGCCUGAAGCGAGAAACGGCGCAGCCUUGGCGAUGGGUGAACGGCAAACAGUUCAAUAACCUGUUUACGGUAAGAGGAGACGGCGACUGCGCGUACCUGAGCGAUGAUUUUGCCACUUCGUCAUGGUGCUCCACGAAGCGCUACUGGAUCUGCAGCAAACCCGACGGGAUGCAAAGGGAGGACGCGAUGGCGGGGGACUGAAGGGCGAAGGCUGGGAAAACGCCUCAAGGCCCAGCUGCCUGACGCUCCAAAUGUCGCUCAAUAAGAUCCUCAAUAGAGCUUGACAGAUUCUUUUUGUUGUUGUAAAUAAGCCUCUUUUCUAACCUGCUCUCUACUGUGGCCCCUGUAUAGCCUCUUUGUCCUGGGUGUAUAACUAAGACCCGGUCUACACUUAAAACUCACUCCUGAAUGCUGUAGCUAGGCCGACGUCACCCCCAGUGUAGACACAGCUAAGUUGACCUAGCUACCGUCACUGGGAAGGCGGAGUUCCUACAGUGAUGGGAAACCCCCUUCCCCCACUGUAGGAUGUGUCUGCUCUGGGGUUAUGCCAACGUAGGCUGCUGCCAUGUCCCCAUACUGUGGACAUGGAUUAAAACCCCUUCCCAGCUCCCCCUGCUGUUGUCUGUCAGGGUGUGUCUACACUGCAGUGGGGGUAUGUGAUUAAAGCAAUGAAGGUGCAGCAGCAAAGGUCUUUACCCAGGGUUCCAGCCUGUGUUGCUGCGCCAUCAUUGCUCCAGUAUGAGCUACAUUAAAAUUAGCAUGUGUAUGUCUACACGAAUGGCAACCAAACCCUGUGAUUGCAAUGUGGACACACCCUCAGCUCCGCUGUGCCGGCCGAGCAGGAAGGCAGGACUGCUUGAAAACGGACGGAGACUAUCGUAAACAGCAACAGGCUAAGACAAUCCACAGCAAGCAGGGAUGUGAGGCAGCCGCACACAACAUCCUCCCAAAGGAAGGAAGCUGCGGCAAGAGACAAGCAGCCAGGCUGUGGAUUUUCUUCGACUGUUGCAGAACCAGGCUCUGCUCGCUCAUGCUGUCUCCCAACCCUGAGCAACAAAGUUGUGAGUUAAGGUUAAAUGGGACAGGGAUCUGAACUCACCAAUGGGCCCCUUGUUGAGGCUUCU